This is a messenger RNA of Papaver somniferum (opium poppy), 3886 nucleotides long. RefSeq names its product protein TPR1-like. Gene Ontology annotation, biological process: regulation of DNA-templated transcription. The record is from RefSeq and is a predicted model, not a curated record. Gene Ontology annotation, molecular function: protein binding. Lineage: Eukaryota; Viridiplantae; Streptophyta; Magnoliopsida; Ranunculales; Papaveraceae. The coding region runs from base 239 to 3712 and encodes 1157 amino acids. The transcript has 25 exons.
CUCUCAUCUAUCUUUUUUUCUCUUCUCCUCACUCCGCAGCUUUUUAAUUUCUUCAGCUGAAAAUGGAAACUGAAACCCUAGAAUAUUUUCUUCUUAAACACGAGUCUUAAUUUUUGUAACCUCCUUGAAUUAGAAAUUUAAGCACCACCAAUUAUAUCAAAUCUUUUAUCUCAUAUUUUCAAGGUUUCGAGCCAGAUUUCUCUUAAUUCCCAUUCAAAUUUCAGCUAAAUUUAGUAAUAUGUCAUCUUUAAGUAGAGAAUUGGUGUUUCUGAUACUUCAAUUCCUUGAUGAAGAGAAAUUCAAGGAAUCUGUUCACAGGCUUGAACAAGAAUCAGGUUUUUUCUUUAACAUGAAAUAUUUUGAAGAGAAAGCUAAUGCAGGAGAAUGGGAUGAAGUUGAAAAAUAUCUAUCUGGUUUUACAAAAGUUGAUGAUAAUAGAUACUCCAUGAAAAUUUUCUUUGAGAUCAGAAAACAAAAGUAUCUAGAAGCUCUAGACAGUCAAGACAGAUCAAAGGCUGUCGAGAUAUUAGUCAAGGAUUUGAAAGUGUUUUCAACAUUCAAUGAAGAGUUGUUCAAGGAAAUUACACAAUUAUUAACACUUGAAAAUUUCAGAGAAAAUGAACAACUGUCCAAGUAUGGUGAUACUAAAUCAGCUCGAGGUAUAAUGCUUAUGGAGUUAAAAAAGUUGAUUGAAGCGAAUCCUCUGUUUCGGGAUAAAUUGGUUUUUCCUACUCUAAAGACAUCUAGAUUGCGUACUUUAAUCAACCAGAGUUUGAAUUGGCAGCACCAGCUAUGUAAGAAUCCAAGGCAGAAUCCAGACAUUAAGACCUUAUUCUCAGACCACUCUUGUACGCCUCCUAAUGGAGCUCGAGCACCUACUCCAGUAACUCUUCCAAUGGCAACCGUUGGAAAACCUGCUCUAUACACACCUCUCACUCAUGGACCUUUUCCACCAAAUGCAGCAGCUUCCAAUGCUAAUGCCAAUGCAUUGACUGGUUGGCUGACAAACUCAACUGCUCCCUCACUAGUUCAGUCUGCAGUUGUUGCUCCUUCAUCAGUACCUAUUCCUCCAAACCAAGUUCCGAUUCUGAAGCGUCCAAGAACACCUCCAGAUGCUUUAGGUAUGGUGGGCUACCAAGGGGUUGAUCACGAACAGCUAAUGAAACGGCUAAGAUCCUCCGGACAUCCUGUUGAUGAGGUCACUUAUCCAGCACCACUUGCACAACCUUCAUGGUCUCCAGAUGAUCUCCCAAGAACAGUGGCCAGUAACCUUCAUCAAGGAUCGGAUGUCACCACCAUGGAUUUCCAUCCUUCUCAGCAAACAUUGCUACUUGUUGGUUCUGCUAAUGGCGAAGUCACAUUAUGGGAAAUCGGGAUGAGAGAGAAGUUGAUAACGAAGCCUUUCCAUAUAUGGAACAUGACAUCUUGUUCGUUGCAAUUUCAGUCUUCUUUUGCCAAGGAUUCAUCAGUAUCUAUCAAUCGAGUAGCAUGGAGUCCAGAUGGAAACUUGAUGGGAAUUGCAUUUACCAAACAUUUGAUUCAUGUAUACGCAUAUCAGGGUCCCAAUGAGCUCCGUCAACAUGUGGAGGUUGAUGCUCAUGCUGGUAAAGUAAAUGAUUUAGCAUUCUGUCACCCAAACAAACAGCUAUGCAUGGUAACGUGUGGAGAUGAUAAACUGAUCAAGGUAUGGGAUAUGACUGGGGGGAAGCUGUAUAACUUUGAAGGCCAUGAAGCACCCAUUUAUUCUGUAUGUCCCCAUCACAAGGAGAAUAUUCAGUUCAUAUUUUCAACGGCUACCGAUGGGAAGAUUAAGGCAUGGUUGUAUGACAACAUGGGUUCCAGAGUUGACUAUGAAGCUCCUGGACGUUGGUGUACUACAAUGCUUUAUAGUGCUGAUGGGAGCAGGUUAUUCUCUUGCGGCACUAGCAAAGAAGGAGAUUCUCACCUGGUUGAGUGGAAUGAGAGUGAAGGAGCAAUAAAGAGAACAUAUGCUGGUUUCAGAAAGAACUCACCUGGUGUGGUUCAAUUUGACACAACACAGAAUCGUUUCCUGGCCGCUGGUGAAGAUAAGCAGAUCAAAUUCUGGGAUAUGGACCAUUUAAACGUUCUUGCGAGCACGGAUGCUGGCGGUGGACUUCCUAGUCUUCCUCGAUUGAGAUUCAACAAGGAAGGCAACCUUCUUGCCGUCACUACAGCAGAAAAGGGAAUCAAAAUUCUUGCGAACACCCAAGGCCUAAAAUCUCUGAAAGCAAUUGAAAGCCGAUCGUUUGAAUCAUUGAGAUCAUCAAUUGAACCUGCUACGCCUAAGGUUUAUAUUUUCAGUUUUGGUUUCAUGUACAUGAGGCUUUUUUUUCUAGUUUCUAACACAUUCCUUAAUCAGGUUAGCGCUGCUGCUGCUGUUGCUGCUGCUCCCAUUACCCAAGUGGAACCCAUGGAUCGAAGUUCUCCUAUUCCUAAUGGUGCUGAGCCAACACCUAGAAGUAUUGAAAAUCUUAGAGCUGCGGAAGAUGUACCUGACAAAGUCAAACCCUGGGAAUUGGCUGAACUUGUCAAUCCUGUUCAAUGUCGAGCCGUUUUGAUGCCAGAUAGUGCAGACUCUGUGAGCAAGGCUGCCCGACUUCUUUAUACAAAUUCUGGUGGCGGGGUUUUGGCACUUGGGUCCAAUGGUAUUCAAAGAUUAUGGAAGUGGGGCAAAAGUGAACAGAAUCCAAGUGGCAAGGCAACCACCAGUAUUGUUCCACAACACUGGCAACCAAACAAUGGUCUUCUUAUGACCAAUGAUAUCUCAGGUGUCAACCUUGAAGAAGCAGUUCCAUGCAUAGCUCUCUCAAAGAAUGAUUCAUAUGUAAUGUCCGCAACCGGUGGAAAGAUUUCAUUAUUUAACAUGAUGACUUUCAAGGUAAUGACAACAUUUAUGCCACCUCCACCGGCUUCAACAUACUUAGCAUUUCAUCCACAAGAUAACAACAUCAUAGCCAUCGGAAUGGAAGAUUCAACCAUACAAAUUUACAAUGUCAGGGUGGAUGAGGUAAAAAUUAAAUUGAGGGGUCAUCAAAAGCGUAUAACUGGUUUAGCAUUUUCGUCCAACCUCAACAUCCUGGUAUCUUCAGGUGCCGAUGGUCAGCUUUUCAUAUGGAACACUGACCCAUGGGAGAAGAAAAAAUCGGUUACAGUUCAACAUCCAGCUGGAAAGGUGCCUGUUGGCGAUACUAGAGUUCAGUUUCACAGCGACCAAGUGCGCUUGUUAGUAUGCCAUGAAACACAAUUAGCCUUAUAUGAUGCUUCCAAGAUGGAAUGCAUUCGACAGUGGGUCCCGCAGGAUGUAUUGCCCGCAUCCAUAACCUAUGCAGCGUACUCCUGCAACAGCUUACUGAUUUAUGCUUCUUUCUUUGAUGGUAACAUCGGUAUUUUCGAUGCCGAUAACCUCAAAUUAAGAUGUCGUGUUGCCCCAUCUGCUUACAUGCCUAAGGCACAGAAUCCACAAGCAUACCCACUUGUGGUUGCGGCGCAUCCGCAUGAGCCAAACCAGUUCGCGGUUGGAUUAAGUGAUGGAUCUAUUCAAGUUGUAGAGCCCUCAGAUUCAGAUAGUAAGUGGGGUGUGUCAGCACCAUCUGAUAAUGGAACAACAUCGACUCCAAACGGUAGUAGGGCAGUAGCAGCUGUAUCUGGCACUAGCAAUCCAGCUACUAGUGAGCACCACAACCAAAGAUGAGACUUAAUUUUUGAUUAUUAUUAAUUUUUUUUUUUUUUUAAUAUCUCAAUUUGAAAUCUACAUGCGCUGUAAGAUAAGAGGUUUAGGCUUUCAUUUUGGGUCUUUGAAGAACUAAUUGUAGUCUUAUUACAGAAGAAAAAUGGUUAAAAGAAAAAACAAAAAUGCUUUUAUACA